Messenger RNA from Choloepus didactylus (southern two-toed sloth), 2001 nucleotides. RefSeq names its product butyrophilin like 9 (gene BTNL9). NCBI's taxonomy places the organism in Eukaryota, Metazoa, Chordata, Mammalia, Pilosa, Megalonychidae. Bases 209 to 1831 code for a protein of 540 amino acids. Gene Ontology annotation, cellular component: external side of plasma membrane. Gene Ontology annotation, biological process: regulation of cytokine production; T cell receptor signaling pathway. The transcript has 13 exons. Gene Ontology annotation, molecular function: signaling receptor binding. The record is from RefSeq and is a predicted model, not a curated record.
UCUUCAUCCUCGCCUUCCCAGUGGACCCCGCCGCGGAGUUCGAGGGGCACAGGGACAGGAUAUGACGAGGAGACUUCCUUGUUUUGUUCUAUCCAUCUUGGCUUCUGUAGCAAGGGACAGAGAAAACAGGGAGCUGAGGUGACUAGGACUCACCUGCCAUUUCGGAUGUCACUGCCCCCUACUAGGUGGCCACUGCUGCUAUCCGGAGAUGAUGGAUGUUCCAGUCUCCCUGGACCCCUUGCAGGGAGCAUCUCUGCCCUGCAGUCUCUUCUUCCUCACCCACCUCUUCCUCCUCCAGCCUGGGAUGCUGAACUCAGAGGAGGUCCAGGUGGUGGGCCCCGGGGAGCCCAUCCUGGCCCUCGUGGGGGAAGAGGUGGAGUUCCCGUGCCACCUGUCGCCCUAUGUGGACGCCGAGCACAUGGAGAUCCGCUGGUUCCGGAGCCAGGCCUCCAACGUGGUCCACCUGUACCAGGAACGGCAGGAGCUGUUCGGCUUGCAGAUGGCCGAGUUCCAGAACAGGACCACACUCAUCAAGGACGAGAUUGCAGACGGCAGCGUGAUCCUGCAGCUCCAUAGUGUCGUCCCCUCCGACGAGGGCGUGUAUGGGUGCCGCUUCCUCUCCAGCGACUUCUCUGGCGACGCUGUCUGGCAACUGGAGGUAGCAGGGCUGGGCUCAGAUCCCCGCAUCUCCCUUGAAGGCUUCAAGGAGGGGGGCAUUCAGCUGCGGUGCAGCUCAGGAGGUUGGUACCCGGAGCCCAAGGCUCAGUGGAGAGACCAUCAGGGACGGUGCCUGCCUCCCGAAUUUGAAGCCAUCAUCCAGGACACCCAGGGCCUGUUCAGUCUGGAAACAUCUGUGGUUGUCCAAGGCGGGGCUCACAGCAACGUGUCCUGCUCCAUCCAGAACCCCCUCCUGGCCCAGAAGAAAGAGUUUGUGGUCCAGAUAGCAGAUGUGUUUUUACCUGGAAAUUCUCCCUGGAAGGGUGCUUUCCUCGGGACUCUGGCGGGACUGGCGCUCCUCCUGGCUCUCCUCACCACACUGGCCUUGUCCUGCUUUCGGAAGCAACGGAGACACCAAGAAAAGCUAAAGAAGCAGGCAGAGGAGGAGAAAGGGAAACUCACCUCAGAGCUAGAGAAGCUUCAGACAGAGCUUGACUGGAGAAGGGCUGAAGGCCAGGCUGAGUGGAGAGAAGCCCGACAAUAUGCAGUGGACGUGACCCUGGACCCGGCCUCGGCGCACCCCAGCCUGGAGAUCUCCGAGGACGGCAAGAGCGUGUGGGCCGGCGAGGGGGCGCAGGGCGCGGCCGCGGGCGCCCCGCCGCGGUUCGCCGAGCAGACGUGCGCGCUGGGCCGCGAGCGCUUCUCCGCCGGCCGCCACUACUGGGAGGUGCACGUGGGCCGCCGCAGCCGCUGGUUCCUGGGCGCGUGCCUGGCCGCGGUGCCGCGCGCGGGGCGGGCGCGCCUGAGCCCGGCGGGCGGCUACUGGCUGCUGGGGCUGUGGAACGGCUGCGAGUACUUCGCGCUGGACGCGCACCGCGUGGCGCUCUCACUGCGCGUGCCGCCGCGGCGCGUGGGCGUCUUCCUGGACCACGAGGCCGGGAGGCUGUCGUUCUUCAACGUGUCCGACGGCUCGCACAUCUUCACCUUCGCCGACACCUUCUCGGGGGCGCUCUGUGCGUAUUUCAGGCCCAGGGCGCACGACGGCGGCGAGCACCGGGAGCCCCUCACCAUCUGCCCGCUGCCCGUUAGGGGGACGUGGGUCCCCGAAGAGGACGACAGAGACGCCUGGCUGCAGCCCUAUGAGCUCUCAGACCCUGCGCUGGGUCUGUGGUGAGGCGCUUUUGCGGAGGCAGGACUGGGUCUUUGCAGCUUUCCAAUACCCUGGUGUGCCAGUUUGCAUAUAUUGUGUCCUCCCCAACCCCAUUAUCUUUGAUGCAGUCUUGUGUAGGCUGAAGUAUUAGUGUUGAUUAGAUUGGAAUUCUUUGAGUGUUUCCAUGGAGAUGG